Messenger RNA from Xiphias gladius (swordfish), 693 nucleotides. RefSeq names its product complexin 4a (gene cplx4a). Gene Ontology annotation, cellular component: terminal bouton; SNARE complex. Gene Ontology annotation, biological process: synaptic vesicle exocytosis; neurotransmitter transport; regulation of neurotransmitter secretion. The record is from RefSeq and is a predicted model, not a curated record. Lineage: Eukaryota; Metazoa; Chordata; Actinopteri; Istiophoriformes; Xiphiidae. Gene Ontology annotation, molecular function: syntaxin binding.
AUGCAUAUCACUGCCAAAGAGGCUGACAGGAGGUGCGUGUGUAUGUGUCUGUUGCUCGUCGUCAGUGUGUCCUUGGCCCCAUAGACAAGCAGCAGGUUAGCUAGAGAGCUACCACUGGAUUUUGACAGCUAUAGGAAGCCAAAGCGGAGGGCACCAUAAGGGGAGCAACAUCAUUUUCAUUUAGAAAGCAGACUAAAGAGUCACAUACUCAAGAUGGCUUUCUUGAUCAAGAGCAUGAUUGGGAACCCCCUGUCAGGAAUGGGUCUUGGUGGUGGAGGUGACAAAGAAGAGGAGGCCACCCCCUCAGAUCCAGCCAAAGCAGCGGGGAUGACACGGGAGGAGUAUGAAGAGUACCAAAAACAGUUGGUGGAGGAGAAGAUGGAGAGAGAUGCCGAUUUCUUACACAAGAAGGCGGAGAGGGCAACACUCAGAGUGUGCCUCAGAGAAAAAUACAGACUGCCAAAGAGCGAGCAGGAUGAGAACAUGAUUGAGAUGGCCGGGGACGACGUGGACGUGCCCGAGGAGCUGCUCAAGAUGGUGGAUGAGGACGCCACGGAGGAGGAGGGCAAGGACUCCAUCAUGGGCCAGAUUCAAAACUUGCAGAACAUGGACAUGGACCAACUGAAGGAGAAGGCCUCGGCCACCGUCACUGAGCUGAAGAGCAAAGCAGAGGAGAAGUGCUCCGUCAUGUGA